AUGGCUCGCACAAAGCAGACCGCACGAAAAUCCACAGGCGGGAAAGCCCCACGUAAACAACUUGCGACGAAGGCUGCGCGCAAGUCUGCACCCUCAACGGGUGGAGUGAAAAAGCCGCACCGCUACCGUCCUGGAACAGUUGCUCUCCGUGAAAUUCGUAGAUACCAGAAGUCAACGGAACUACUCAUUCGCAAAUUGCCAUUCCAGCGUCUUGUUCGUGAGAUCGCUCAAGAUUUCAAGACUGAUCUCCGCUUCCAGUCAGCCGCCAUUGGUGCUCUUCAGGAAGCUUCCGAAGCUUAUCUGGUUGGUCUUUUUGAGGAUACUAACCUCUGUGCCAUUCACGCUAAGCGUGUCACCAUCAUGCCAAAAGACAUCCAACUUGCUCGUCGCAUUCGAGGCGAAAGAGCAUAG
Necator americanus (New World hookworm) is the source of this 411-nucleotide messenger RNA. RefSeq lists its product as uncharacterized. NCBI's taxonomy places the organism in Eukaryota, Metazoa, Nematoda, Chromadorea, Rhabditida, Ancylostomatidae. The transcript is spliced from 3 exons. Gene Ontology annotation, molecular function: structural constituent of chromatin; protein heterodimerization activity; DNA binding. Gene Ontology annotation, cellular component: nucleus; nucleosome. Bases 1 to 411 code for a protein of 136 amino acids. The record is from RefSeq and is a predicted model, not a curated record.